Messenger RNA from Etheostoma spectabile (orangethroat darter), 4879 nucleotides. RefSeq names its product growth/differentiation factor 11. The record is from RefSeq and is a predicted model, not a curated record. Bases 626 to 1795 code for a protein of 389 amino acids. NCBI's taxonomy places the organism in Eukaryota, Metazoa, Chordata, Actinopteri, Perciformes, Percidae. The transcript has 3 exons. Gene Ontology annotation, cellular component: extracellular region. Gene Ontology annotation, molecular function: growth factor activity; cytokine activity.
AUGUCAUCAUCAUAAUAACCUAAUUGGGCAAUAUCUUUAAUGUGAUACAUUGUUUCUGCACUGUAAAAACAUUUAUAGGCUACUCUCAUAACAGUGCGUGCACCCUCCCUUCUCUCUGUCCCUCUUGACUUGGUGACAGACCUAAAAGCCUUUUGUUGCAAUCUUAGCCAAUGGAGACGGAUUACGACACCGGGCAGCUGAGAUAUAUAAAGAGCCCCUUUUUGACCGCACUUGCACAUUUUUCAGUGACACUUCUGAACAUUCACAUACCUAAAUGGACUAAAUUGUACAGAAGACCCCCAAACAACCAUUAUACUACACGUGAGCGGGCGAUGCAUUCAUCAAACAGAUAAUUAGUUUACCUUCAACCCAAUCAGCCUGUACCGAGACACACUGGAACGUACUUUUUUUCCUUUUUUUUUUUUUGAAAAUUUAUUGCAAAAUCUGCAAAAAGCAACUUCGGGGUGAUCGUAUUGGAUUAGAUGCAUGUCACUGAUUCCCUGCCUUUUGUAGGAUAAGGCAAGGAGCGGCGCACAUCCGAGACGGGGGAUAUAACGGGAUAAAGCGAGUGAAAGGACAAGAAAAAACAGGAAAAAGUUACACUGCCCGGUAUCCGCGCAUCGUCAUGCCGAGGUACAACUUCUUACUGUGCUUGAUGGUGCUCAUCUCCCUGGGACAGUCGGGGAGCGAUGAGCCCAAUCUACUGCUGCCUUCUGCCAGCGAGACGCCCACGGAUGCCGGGCUGUCCCUGCUGGACGAGGACGCCGGUUCUCACGAGUGCUCCGCCUGUGUUUGGAGGGAGCAGAGCAAAGUGCUGAGACUUGAGACCAUUAAGUCCCAGAUCCUGAGCAAGCUGCGUCUGAAACAGGCGCCCAACAUCAGCCGAGAGGUGGUCAAUCAGCUGCUGCCCAAGGCGCCUCCGCUCCAGCAGCUCCUGGACCAUCACGACUUCCAGGGAGACGCGUCGUCCCAGGAUGAGUUCAUGGAGGAGGAUGAGUACCACGCCACCACGGAGUCCGUGAUCACCAUGGCCUCUGAGCCGGAGCCCCUGGUGCAGUUCAACGGCAAGCCGAGCUGCUGCUUCUUCAAGUUCAGCCCCAAACUGAUGUUUACCAAGGUGAUUAAGGCCCAGCUGUGGGUGUACCUGCGACCGCUGCAGCAGACCUCCACCGUCUACCUGCAGAUCCUGCGGCUAAAGCCUGUCACAGAGCAGGGCAGCCGCCACAUCCGCAUCCGCUCCCUCAAGAUAGAACUCAACUCCAGGGUUGGCCACUGGCAGAGUAUUGACUUUAAGCAUGUGCUGCAGAACUGGUUCAAACAGCCCCACACCAACUGGGGAAUCGACAUCAACGCCUUUGAUGAGAGCGGCAAUGACCUGGCAGUUACCUCGCUGCGACCAGGGGAGGAGGGGCUGCAGCCGUUCCUGGAAGUGAAAGUUCUUGAGACGACCAAACGCUCUCGGAGAAACCUCGGCCUCGACUGCGAUGAGCACUCCACCGAAUCUCGCUGCUGUCGCUAUCCUCUGACUGUGGAUUUUGAGGCGUUUGGCUGGGACUGGAUCAUUGCCCCCAAACGCUACAAAGCCAACUAUUGCUCUGGCCAGUGCGAGUACAUGUUCAUGCAGAAAUACCCGCACACCCACCUUGUACAGCAUGCCAACCCCAGAGGCUCCGCGGGGCCCUGCUGUACCCCAACCAAGAUGUCUCCCAUUAACAUGCUCUACUUCAAUGACAAGCAGCAGAUAAUUCACGGCAAAAUCCCAGGGAUGGUGGUGGAUAGAUGUGGUUGCUCUUAGGCUGCAGGGAAGACGCACGCUUGUGCACAGCCACCAUCGCAUCAAACCACCCAAAACCCUUAUGGAGCUCUUCCCUGACACCAGAACCCACUUUUCAGCACCAGAUUUCACUUUUGCUCAGCCACAAAAAUCAUCUCACUGGGUUUCCAUUUAUUCAAGUAAUUAAAUUGAUUCAAACAGUAAAAACAAAACAAAAAAACAAACAAAACAAAAACAGUUAUAAACGGAAAAGACUGAGCUAUGGAAAUACAGUACAUAAUGAAUAAUUUAAAGUUGUUGUUAAGGUUGUCUUUGUGAAGCAGCUUCGGAAAUUGGUAAAAGAGACAAAACUAUGUUAUAGAUUAUGUUACGAGUAAGUUUUGUGGGUUUUUAAAGUUGUUGUUUUUUUAUAUAGCAUCUUUGCAAAAUGUCCAGGUUAGUGGAUUGAGAUGACAGGAGACAUCAGCAUUUACAAUAUUUUAAAGCAAUUCCAGUCCUAAGGGGAGUUUGGAAAAUUUUAAUUUCACAAAUACACUUACUUACGGUUGAUAUUUUAUCCACAAAAAAUGUUUGCAAGGGGGCAUGAUCAGAAUUAUUUUGCAGUCCAUUACUUUAAUAAAAAUAACUAAAUCCAUGCUAGUGUGGGGAGGGUUCACCAUUAGAAAUACUCUUAGUAUACAUCUAAAAUCUUGUUUACAGAUGUUUAGAGAUGUGCUCUAGAGAUGUAAAGGGUUGAGGAGAUCCAAAACUAAACAUAUACCCUCUAUUCUUGUAUAACACCCCAGUGUGACAUUCUCGAGUAUCUACAAAACCUUUCACAGUUACUUUGAUCUUUUUUAUUUGUAGUCUUGUAAAACUCGGAAAGGGAGAGAAAAGGUUAUAUUAUUUUAACUCCUUCUUUUUUAACUUUUAAAUCAGAUUUUAAAAAGCCAGUAUAGCUAUUUCUGCCAUUCUGCAAAAGUAAAUAAGACAUAUUUAGGAUUCACUUCCACACUAAGUCUAAAAACUAAGAACUGUAAUGUAGAUCUCUCAAGUCAUUCAGCACUGUCUGGGAGAGGAGGAGGAGCAGGAUCUUGCAGGAUCACAAGAACCCGAGACAUUUUCUUUCUUCUACGUGACAAAAGGAAAAUACACUUUAACGCCUUCAACUUUUGCAUGAAAUGUUUAAAACUGAGACGUAAAUGCACUGUUUCAUAACUUGAAGAGGCCUGGGACAGAGGAUGUAAUAACAAACGGAAAGUAAAAUCCUGAAAUAAAACACACAAGGGUGACAGUAAUGCUCAGAUGUUCACCCUGCUGUGAAUUAUUGAGCUGAAAAAGCACAAAACAGCAUUAAUGACUAGAGGUUUACACACUUAUACUUCCAGCAGUGUUUGCAUCCAUGUUAAAAAAAAAUACACGUACAUUUAGAAAGAGCAGUAGCUUACUCAAGUAGAGCCAGUUCAUUCACUUUACUAGUUUCAGAAAAGAUGAAAAUGCAAAAUCCUUUAACUGCAGUUUUGUCACCUACUCAGAAAUAAUAGUUUUUAUGAAUCACAACCAACCACAUAACACGUGCAAAUCAGAGAAUGUAACUAAACCACUGACUUAAGUUUAGAGAACAUAUUUGAUUGUGUUUUGAAAUGCCCCCAUCCACCUCAACUGUAUUGUCAUUAUCAUAAAAUAUUGUUAGUGCUUGAACACACAGUAGAUUAGUAAAGCUUGAAGUCUGUCUUUGUCUCCUGGAUGUCAAAGCAAAGAUAUCCUUUUGUUGUAAACGAAAGCACUAUGCUGUUGGAUAAAGGAAGAGCCUUCUGACAUUAUAUAUAAAUGAUAUAUGUAUAUAUUAAAAAAGGGGUAAAAAACCUUUUUUGGGGCACUCUACCUUACCAACAAUAAAUUUUGCACUAUGGGACGUUCAUGGCGUAAGGAGGUAAAGUGUUGUUUGUGUUUUACCAUGCACAAGAGAGCUUGUACAGUAUAGGAUUUAAAAAAAAAAAAACUAUUCAAGCUUCUGGUGAUAAACCAUGAAAUAGAGAGGUUUUCACUUCUUUUUGAUACCAUCACGCUUUCCUGACUUUUGUCUGAAGCGGGGGCCUGUCCAUACACUCACACACUUUUAUCCAAUCUGGAACCUGGACGUACUGUACCAGCGGCCUGAAAGGCCUCCUUGCUCACUUUGGGUGAUAAGUCAUGUGUAUAAUAAGUGUCUGGAUCAUUGAAAUAGAAUGCUUUAACUGGAAAUGGCCCACCCAACAACUUUAAUCUGUUACCAUGUUAGAGAGACUACGUCCUUUUGACUUAAAAAAUGUGUUGACUGUCUUGCAUAGACAUCUGUUUGCCUUUGUGUGUAUUUUAAGUGAAAGCACCCAUGUAAGAAUGGGAGGAGUAUCCAGGGAUUGUUAGCCAAAGUAGAGGAUGGCAUGUUGUGUGCUGUAACUUUUGUGAUUGCAGGAAUAUGCUAGAACAUUACAAAGGGAGGAAAAAGCUGGUUUAGGGGCAGUGGUUGGAAAUAAUUCAACUGGUCAAUUUUAUAUUUAUUAAUAUUAAUUACAAUGCAUUUCUACGUCUGUCUACCUCACUUUAGCCUCCUAAUACCUUUUUUUUUUAUUUGUCAUUGAUAAAUCUUUUGCAAACAUUUAACCUAUAAGAAGCCCCACCCCCCAGAAAAUGCAGAUGAAAACCACAGGGUCUCCUUGCUCUCAGGUUCAGAUUGAGUUAUUGACAGAGUGACUGAUGGUAGCGGCUCUGGUAAUGUGUGGUCAAAAGAAAUAAUUAGCUGUGCCCACAUCUAUGGCUUGUUGAGAAGUUGCAUUUUGAAUUUAAGUGUUUGUAUACUGGUAUGUGUGUGAGUGUUUUCAUAUAAAUAUAUGAGAGUAAGAAAUCUCUAUGUAAAUACCUACCCAAAUGUUGACAUUUAUGAUGUUUUGGACAGGUUCACCGCUUCUAAUGUUUUUCUCACUUUCCCCUUCAUUCCUCCAUUCUUUGUGUAGUUUUUAAAAAGAAUCACCCCAACUUUGUAGUUUAAUGCUUGUGCAUAUAAAUAACUGUUCAAUUGUUAUUUUUGCCGUUUGUUGUUUAUUUACUGUCAUUUUCUUUUGUACAAUAAAUCAUUUAUUUAGCUUA